UUUGGGCGGGAAUAGAACACUUGUAAUGUAACUACAGCCACCAAAUCAAUGUUCUAAUUAGUCCAGGUUUGAGUACAUGAGGGGAAAAAAUCUUUAGUCAGUUCUCCCAUUCCCAAAAUGUAUAUCAAAUACAAAAGUUGUGAAUAGAGCUCCUUUACAGAGGUAUUAUUAUUACUAGUUUUGCUAAUUCUUAAUAGAAAACUAGUUUCAAGAUGAAAGAGAUCAUCGAGGUUGUAGCACUUUUUCUAGGUUUUGCAGGCUGGAUAUUGAUUUUCAUAUCAUUACAAGAUCAUUAUUGGAAAAAAUCCUCCGAAGAUGGCAGCGCAAUUACAACCUCCGCAAUCUAUGAGAACCUCUGGAUGUCUUGUGCAAGUGAUUCAACAGGGAUAUUUAACUGUCGUGACUUUCCAUCCAUUUUUGCUCUUCCAGGGUAUGUUCAGGCGUCCCGGGCACUCAUGAUCACUUCCAUUGUUUUUGGGACGUUUGGGCUCGUGGCUACUCUCGUCGGAAUGAAGUGCUCAAAAAUAGGAGGAGAAAACUACGUCCUGAAAGGAAGGAUCGCUGCGAUAGGAGGAGCGUUCUUUUUACUACAAGGGAUUUGCACCAUGAUUGCUGUAUCUUGGUAUGCAGCCACCAUCACACAGCAGUUCUUUGACCCGUUUUAUCCAGGGAUAAAGUAUGAGAUUGGAGCGGGCUUGUAUAUCGGGUGGUUUUCAGCUAUACUUGCCAUUUGCGGAGGUGCAUGCCUGAUGUGUAGUUGCAUAGCCAACACACCCGAUAAAGAAAUACCAUAUCCAUGCCAACCAUCCUCCAGAGGACAUGUGCUGCAGGCUGUGGAAAGGUCUCAAACUGUCUCGAGCAACUAUGGAAAAAAUGCGUAUAUCUGAGACGUGAUUGCGUAGAGGAGAAAGCCGACUGGGUUGGACUCAAUUCACCAAAUUGUACAGUAGUUAAAAAGCAGUAACCUUGAUUUGGAGAUUUAUUGGCUUUAUCCAAUCCAAAUCUUUAAGUGACACAUAUUUGCAGUAUAAGAAUUUGUAAUGUUAUGCAUUGUGAAAAUUGCAUAUGUAGUUGCUGUGGGCUUACAAAGAGAAACUGCAACAUAAUGAAAACUGUGAUACUACACUGCUAUAAUCUAGAAUUAGUCUACAGAAUACAAUACACUUAUUACAUGCUCGCAUUUAAUAAUGUCCAGAAUGUGGUAGGAAUCCCAAUAUAGGACCAUUUAUAUCCCCAACAGCCUUAAAUAACCACACCUUUAAAGGGGCUGUACUACUAUACUGAAAAAACUUGACUGGUCUG
Molecule: messenger RNA, 1302 nt
Organism: Perca fluviatilis (European perch)
Lineage: Eukaryota; Metazoa; Chordata; Actinopteri; Perciformes; Percidae
Product: claudin-15-like
Exons: 5
Coding region: 213-887 (224 amino acids)
Biological process (GO): cell adhesion; bicellular tight junction assembly
Cellular component (GO): bicellular tight junction; plasma membrane
Molecular function (GO): structural molecule activity
Source: RefSeq, a predicted model, not a curated record